Meriones unguiculatus (Mongolian gerbil) is the source of this 5197-nucleotide messenger RNA. It is a transcript of the gene Ebf2, whose product is annotated as EBF transcription factor 2. Bases 606 to 2333 code for a protein of 575 amino acids. The record is from RefSeq and is a predicted model, not a curated record. Gene Ontology annotation, molecular function: DNA-binding transcription factor activity, RNA polymerase II-specific; RNA polymerase II cis-regulatory region sequence-specific DNA binding. NCBI's taxonomy places the organism in Eukaryota, Metazoa, Chordata, Mammalia, Rodentia, Muridae. The transcript has 16 exons. Gene Ontology annotation, biological process: regulation of transcription by RNA polymerase II.
CUGUAACCAUUGAUGGGGCCCGCGCGCCGCUGCAGCCCGGCUCCGCCGCGCUCCCAGCCACCGCCUCCUUCUCCCGGCUCCGGGUCUUCCCCUUCCUCUCACAACUGAUCCUGUUGGGGAUUUUUUUUUUCUUCUUUCCUAUAUUGGAACGGUGGGGAGGAGCGGGGAGGGGGGCCAGGAGGAGGAAGGGGAGAGAUCAGGCAGCUCUCUAUCUCCUCCUGUUUUUUUUUUUUUUUUUUUUUUUCUUCCUUCUCCCCGGAACAGGUGAUGCUGCUAAAUCGUGACCACUUUCUGGAAGAAACGCUCUGCAGCUAGGAGGAUGCGGGCGACCUAGACUGGAAGCCCCGGGGCGGCCGAUCUGAAGCCACCGAGGAUAAAAACAAAAAACAAAAAAAACCAAAAUACCCCCAAACUCUGACUGCAUCGCGCUUGGAGGAAAGGGGGCCGGUUGAUUUCUCUCCAAGAGGGCCCCCCAAACUUCGGCGCUUGCCCCGCUUUCUCGGAUUGCCCUGGAGAGCAGCGUUUUGCCGGCGGCGUUGGAAAGUCGGGGGAAAAGUCACUUUGAAGGCGACGGUAGGGGGACCAGACUCUCUCUCUCUUUUUAAAUGUUUGGGAUUCAAGACACGCUAGGAAGAGGACCGGCUCUGAAGGAAAAGUCGCUGGGCGCCGAGAUGGAUUCGGUCAGGUCCUGGGUCCGGAAUGUCGGCGUGGUGGACGCCAACGUCGCCGCUCAGAGUGGAGUGGCCCUGUCCCGGGCCCACUUCGAAAAGCAGCCUCCUUCUAACUUGAGGAAAUCCAACUUCUUUCAUUUUGUCCUGGCGCUCUACGACAGGCAGGGACAGCCAGUGGAGAUUGAGCGGACGGCCUUCGUGGACUUUGUGGAGAACGACAAAGAGCAAGGCAACGAGAAGACCAACAAUGGCACCCACUACAAGUUACAGCUUCUUUACAGCAACGGUGUCCGAACAGAGCAGGACCUCUACGUCAGGCUCAUCGACUCUGUCACCAAACAGCCCAUAGCCUAUGAGGGACAAAAUAAGAAUCCCGAAAUGUGCCGAGUCCUGCUGACACACGAGGUGAUGUGCAGCCGAUGCUGCGAAAAGAAGAGUUGUGGGAACCGGAAUGAGACUCCGUCCGACCCCGUCAUCAUCGACAGAUUCUUUUUAAAAUUUUUCCUGAAGUGCAAUCAGAAUUGUUUGAAAACAGCGGGAAACCCAAGGGACAUGAGACGGUUCCAGGUGGUGUUGUCAACAACAGUCAAUGUGGACGGACAUGUGCUGGCUGUUUCCGACAACAUGUUUGUUCAUAACAACUCAAAGCACGGAAGGAGAGCGAGAAGGCUUGACCCAUCAGAAGCUACACCCUGCAUCAAAGCCAUCAGCCCAAGUGAAGGCUGGACCACAGGAGGAGCCAUGGUCAUCAUCAUUGGUGACAACUUUUUUGAUGGUCUCCAAGUUGUGUUUGGUACCAUGCUUGUAUGGAGUGAGCUUAUAACCCCUCACGCCAUCAGAGUACAGACCCCUCCCCGGCAUAUCCCCGGAGUUGUGGAGGUGACACUGUCUUAUAAAUCCAAACAGUUCUGCAAAGGAGCCCCGGGCAGGUUCAUUUACACAGCCUUAAAUGAACCCACCAUAGACUAUGGCUUCCAGAGACUGCAGAAAGUCAUCCCGAGGCACCCAGGAGACCCAGAGAGGCUAGCUAAAGAGAUGCUAUUGAAAAGAGCUGCGGACUUAGUGGAAGCCCUUUACGGCACACCUCACAAUAACCAGGACAUCAUCUUAAAGCGUGCUGCCGACAUUGCAGAAGCCCUGUACAGUGUCCCCAGGAACCCCAGCCAGAUUCCAGCUCUCUCCAGCUCCCCAGCUCACAGCGGUAUGAUGGGCAUCAACUCUUACGGCAGCCAGCUCGGGGUCAGCAUCUCGGAAUCCACACAAGGAAACAACCAAGGAUACAUUCGCAACACAAGCAGCAUCUCCCCGCGGGGAUACUCCUCCAGCUCCACGCCUCAGCAAUCUAAUUACAGCACCUCCAGUAACAGCAUGAAUGGCUACAGCAAUGUUCCUAUGGCCAACCUGGGGGUGCCAGGAUCGCCGGGAUUUCUGAACGGCUCGCCCACAGGCUCCCCAUACGGAAUCAUGUCAUCGAGCCCCACCGUUGGAUCCUCCAGCACUCCCUCCAUCCUCCCGUUCUCCUCUUCCGUAUUUCCCGCCGUCAAGCAGAAGAGUGCCUUUGCCCCUGUCAUCAGGCCCCAAGGCUCCCCUUCGCCCGCCUGCUCCAGUGGCAACGGAAAUGGAUUCAGAGCCAUGACGGGACUUGUCGUACCCCCGAUGUAAAGCAGAGGAAGAACUAUAGCACAAAACUACUUGUUUCAAUGGACCAGGUUAUGAAGGAAGCACUCUGGAACUUGCUGGGGGAGACUUGAGCCCCCUGGUGGCCACGUUGGACAGAUUUGGAAAGGCAAAGAGCCGCCAUCUUGGUCUCACGUUCCUCCUGAAGCUGACAGUAACUCUACAAACUGACCCUUUUGGAGACAAGGACAGACAAAGGUCAUUGACGUGGUCAGUGCUGAGAGCAGAAAUGCAAUUCUUUGUUAUGAACAUUAUGAAAAACACCUUCCUAUGUUUGUAAAAUAUUUAAGAAAAACAUUGGCAAACAUUCAUGCUUAAUAUUUUGGAUACUAUUUGUUUUUCUUUGUAGGAAAAAAAGUUGAAAGUUUCUAUUUUCUAUGAAUCCUUUCAGAUACCAAUUUAGUUUAUGCAGAAAAAAAAAUUGAACAAAACAGGGUACCAGCAUGGAAGACUUUCUUAAAAUGAAACCUGAAUUGAACGAGGAAAUGUAUGCGUGUUUGCUUAUACUUUAAGCUCUUACAAAAAAACAAAAAAACAAAAAAACAAAAAAAACAAAAAGGGAAAAAAAUUUAAAAUGUUUUACAGUUAUUUAAAUAAAUAAACGUGUAACUUAUUGUAAGUAGAAGUAGAAAUUAAGACUUUUUUUUUAUAAGAGAGGAAUUUCUCUUCCUGAUGUAAAAUGAAAUUGACACAAACAGGUAGUGACAAGUUUCAACGGUGUGUGGUUAUUACAGUUGCUUAUUAGAUUCUUAUCCUACAUCCCUCAUCCCCCUCUUUUUUCCAUCAUUUUAUCGACCCAUAAUGCAAGAACAUGCAACGUGCAGAUUCCCACAGAACCACCUCCCCACGAGACCAGACUCAGAUAAAUGCUGGACACGAACACUCUAACCCAUCGCUUCGUUCCCAGACCUGCUUUCUAGUUCACGGGUCACUUGUGGUGUCCACUCUCGGUGAAGCAUUUAAAACACACACACACACACACACACACACACACACACACUUCCCUGAGCAAUGCAGGGAAUCCCCAAGUUACUGGCUCAGCUUUGAACAUCCCUAGGCAGGAAGCACCUAGGCAUCUCACCUCCAAGAAGGGCCAAAGCCAGACGACUUGAGUGACUAAGGGGGCUCCUCAGAACCUCACCCUGACAUUGCCAUGCAGCCCCUCUUCUCUGGGUGCCUGAUCCAGGAGCCGAGGCCAGAGGCUCCCCGGGGCUUUGUGGAAAGAGUUUCUUUGUGGAAAGAAAGGGCUGUGGUGUGUUCCUUAAGACUCAGUCUCCGACUGUUUCCUUUCUAUGCAGUUUUCCUUUUAUGUUAUUAAACUCCCCCCGGAAGAGCGUGGAUCUCGCCUGACAUUGUGUCUGGAGGAGCGGGCUCGGGUGAAGGAGAGAGACUCAAAAACCCCCUAAAGCCUCUUUUCCACUGCCCCAAGACAGGGAGCUGGGAUUCCCGGGCCAUUGGUAGGCCGCUGGCCGCUGUGCUCCAGGCGGUGCCUUAACGCAUCCUGCCCCGGGAGCCCCGAGCCACCUACCCGGUUCUCAGCAUAGAUGCUAACAGUGGGAGACUCUCGUCAUGAUCCUCCAGGUCAAGGGCCGUCUCCCUGAGUUCACAGACUUAGCUGGGGGUUCUCGGCCAGGCUGUGCGCGCUGGAAAACCGACGCAGCUUUUGUGGACAAAGCACCAUGAGUACUUCUGAGCCAACCUUAGAUGACCCUCUCGUUGCCCCCACCGAUCCACGCCUUUCACUUACCCAGCCCUCGACUGUUUUAUCUGCCUUCAGUUUGCUCUGGAGUUAUCCAGCGUGACUUUUUUUUUUUCUUUCUAAUUUUUCUACACACAUGAGAAUCCACAAUUUUAGGAACCUGGCAUGCUCAUAACUGCUGCUCAAAGUCCUUCAUAGUCAGGGCUCAACAGCGCCAAGACAUACGGAAGUGCAUGAGAAAAAGACUUCCCUGGCUAGCAAUCCCGACCCGGGGCAAAGAAUGCGUGGGUUACAAACCUUACCUUACCAUCCCCAAAUGGAGGCAGAACAAAAUUAAGCAUGUUUAGACCUGGAUUUGAGCCAAUCCAACAUAAGGACUUCUUGUUUUGUUUUGUUUUGUUUUGUUUUCCUUUUAAGUAGCAUAGCUUUUAGAAACCUGUGACUCUUUCUCUUGCAUGAAGAUUAGUGCAGUACUGUCUUCAGAAUGAUCGUAGACUGUGUCAGUAGCUUUACACCGAAGACUGUGUGUAACUAAAUACCAGACAUCUUUGACUGUUCACUAGGACCUCGGCAGCCACAGAUCUAUUUAAUUGUACAAACGUGUGUAAGGAUUACUUUUAGUGUACUAAUAAAUUAAAAAACAAAGCCACUCUGUCCUCUUUGGUCAUUGCUAUGAAAUGAUUCUGGUCCCAGGUUAUUUUUUUUGCGCCGCUUGGCAGACAAGUAUCUCUUGUCUAUAGGUAAGGACAGAAUUCUGUUCUAUUUUUGAGAGGAACUGUGUAAGAUUCUUCAUUUAAAGGGACAACUUAUUUCAUUAUUUAUCUGAUUCCUUUUGUUAACAGCAUCAAUUCUUUCCAGUUUUUCUUUGCACAUUUCAACAUGCAUGGUUUAAAAACCAUUGUCUUUACCUUUUGUACAGUACGGUCUCACUUCCAAACUGUAUAGUUUUGUUGUUGUUUUUUUUUUCUUUGCUUUGUCAGUUACAUACAGUAUAAAGUUGCUAUGCACAGAGCUUUUUGUAAAGACAGCUUUUUGUUUGUUUGUUUACUGUUUUUAAUGGUCUUCCUUAUGAAAAAAAAUAUCUUGUUUGUAAAAUGAAUAUGUCUACUUCAGUUUUAAACUUUAAAUUAUCCUAACAAAAAAAAUAAAA